Molecule: messenger RNA, 687 nt
Organism: Neofelis nebulosa (Clouded leopard)
Lineage: Eukaryota; Metazoa; Chordata; Mammalia; Carnivora; Felidae
Gene: CLDN25
Product: claudin 25
Exons: 1
Coding region: 1-687 (228 amino acids)
Biological process (GO): cell adhesion; bicellular tight junction assembly
Cellular component (GO): bicellular tight junction; plasma membrane
Molecular function (GO): structural molecule activity
Source: RefSeq, a predicted model, not a curated record
AUGGCCUGGAGUUUCCACGGGAAAGCCCAGCUUGGGGGACUGCUCCUCUCCCUCUUCGGCUGGGUCUGCUCAUGUGUCACCACCAUCCUGCCCCAGUGGAAGACUCUCAAUCUGGAACUGAACGAAAUGGAGACCUGGAUCAUGGGGCUUUGGGAGGUCUGCGUGAAUCAGGAGGAAGUUGCCGUGUGCAAGGCCUUUGAGUCCUUCUUGUCUCUGCCCCGGGAGCUCCAGGUCUCCCGAAUCCUCAUGGUAGCCUCCCACGGGCUGGGGCUACUGGGGCUCCUGCUCUCUGGCUGUGGGUCCGAAUGCUUCCAGUUUCACAGGAUCAGAUGGGUAUUUAAGAGGCGGCUUUGCCUUCUGGGAGGGACUUUGGAAACAUCUGCUUCAGCCACUACCCUCUUUCCAGUCUCCUGGGUAGCCUACGCCACGAUCCAAGACUUCUGGGAUAACAGCAUCCCUGAGAUUGUGCCUCGCUGGGAGUUUGGAGAUGCCCUCUACCUGGGCUGGGCUGCUGGUAUUUUCCUGGCCCUUGGUGGGUUACUCCUCAUCUUCUCAGCCUGUCUGGGAAAAGAAGACGUGCCCUCUCUCCAGAUGGCUGGCCCUAGAGCCCCGCCGUUCUGUGCCCCAGCAAAUGAGUCCAAUGACUCCUUCUAUCUAACACCAAGACCUAGGAACCUGUUCAUCUAG